UAGAGCGUUUACCGCAACUAGCCGUUAACUCCAAAAUCAGCCUAUUCAAAAAAGCCUCAUCAUCUCUACAUGAUUCUUCUUAUUUCUCAUUCUACAACCUCUAUGUUCUUCUGAUUUGGAUAAUCAAAUGCCACUUCACUCCAUAACAAAGCUAAAUAGAACCCUUCCGUCCUCAUCUUCCUUCUGCUCUCUUCUCCACCCCACCAGUACCCAGCUCCCAUAUCACUCCUUUCCCUCGCCAACCCCUCGACAACACACCCAUCCCAAGCCCCAACAAACCCUUCAUCCUUCUUCUAAGCCCCGUGCGUUGCCCACCCAUCAAUCACCCUCCUCUUAUUAUGUCUCUCUCCUCCGAUCCUGUAUUGCCCGGAAGGCGAUCAACCCCGGGAAACAACUUCAUGCCCACCUUUGCCACCUGGGUCUUGGGUUUGAUACGUUUAUAUCUACUAAACUUGUAACUCUUUAUUGUGUUUGUGAUUCUUUAAGUGAUGCACACCUCUUGUUCGAUAGAAUUCCUAAACAUAAUUUAUUUCUGUGGAAUGUUUUGAUUCGGGGGUAUGCGUGGAAUGGUCCGUACGAAGCUGCAAUUUCACUUUUUAACCAAAUGCUUGAUUAUGGGCUCGCACCUGAUAACUUUACCUUCCCGUUUGUGCUCAAGGCAUGCUCGGCACUUUCUGCCAUUGAAGAGGGGAGGAAGAUUCAUGAACAUGCGAUACGGACUGGGUGGGAGAUGGAUGUGUUUGUGGGUGCGGGUUUAGUUGACAUGUAUGCAAAGUGUGGUUGCGUGGAGAGUGCUCGACAAGUUUUUGACAAAAUUGAAGUAAGAGAUGCUGUGUUAUGGAAUUCUAUGCUUGCUGCUUAUUCUCAAAAUGGGCACCCAGAUGAGUCGCUCGCCCUAUGUAGUGAAAUGGCAUCUGCAGGUGUGAGACCCACAGAGGCAACUCUUGUGACUGCGAUAUCUGCUUCAGCUGACAUUGCAGCUCUUCAUCAAGGAACAGAGCUUCAUGGAUUUAGUUGGAGACAUGGGUUUGUGUCCAAUGACAAGGUAAAGACUGCAUUGGUAGAUAUGUAUGCCAAGUGUGGUUCUGUGAGGAUUGCUAGGAGUUUGUUUGAACGGCUUAAGGAGAAAAGAGUUGUCUCUUGGAAUGCCAUGAUUACUGGGUAUGCGAUUCGUGGCCAUGCUACUGAAGCACUGGUUUUAUUUGAGGAGAUGAAGGAAAAAGCUCUACCUGAUCACAUAACUUUUGUGGGUGUCCUAGCAGCCUGCCGCCACGGGGGCUUCCUUGAUGAAGGGUGGAUGUUUUUUGAAUCGAUGGUGAGAGACUACCACAUAGAUCCAAUAGUUCAGCAUUAUACAUGCAUGGUUGAUCUCCUUGGCCACUGUGGUAGAGUAGAUGAGGCUUACAAUCUUAUAAUGCAAAUGAGAGUAAUGCCAGAUGCUUGUGUAUGGGGUGCUCUGCUGAAUUCAUGCAAAAUCCAUGGAAAUGUAGAGUUGGGUGAAAUAGCAUUAGAGAAACUGAUUGAGCUUGAACCUGAUAAUUCUGGCAAUUAUGUGAUUUUAUCAAACAUCUAUGCUCAAGCAGGGAAGUGGGAAGGAGUUGCAAGAGUGAGAAAAUUAAUGAUAGAUGGAGGAAUAAGGAAAAACAUUGCUUGUAGCUGGAUUGAAGUGAAAAAUAAAGUCCAUGCAUUCCUUUCUGGAGAUAAUUCCCAUUCUAAUUCUGAUGCAAUAUAUGCGGAAUUGAGGAGGCUGGAAGGACGAAUGAAAGAAGCUGGCUAUGUGCCGGGGAUCGGAUCAGUUUUCCAUGACGUGGAGGAUGAUGAGAAGACUAAUAUGGUUUGCAGUCAUAGUGAAAGGUUAGCAAUUGCAUUUGGACUCAUUAGUACUCUCCCUGGAUCCAGGCUUUUGAUAACCAAGAACCUGCGGGUAUGUGAGGACUGUCAUGUUGCUAUCAAGUUCAUCUCAAAGAUCACAGAGAGGGAAAUCACCAUUAGAGAUGUCAAUCGCUACCAUCAUUUUAAAGAUGGGAUAUGUUCUUGUGGUGAUUUUUGGUAAAAAGAAUGAGUAGAAACAUUUGGAAGUCACAGCAUUAUCAACAGAAGCUAUUUUUUGGGAAGUAGUGAGGAGAUAGUGAAGAAGAAUUGUAGAGAUCUGAGUGGAGGACAUCUAGUUAUUUGAAUUGGUUGAAUACUUCAGGGAACUUGCAAAAGUCAAAGAUUUUGUAUAUGUGAUUAUAUAAAUGAUGGCAGACUAUUGAAUAAGAUGAAGUAAAUUGGGUUUCAUAAAAGGAAGGGACCAUCUACUACCAGAGCUGCCCUAAGCAUUCAUCUCAAAGAUGGGGGUACAGGACCAUAAACCUUAAAGUUGGAAGAUGUCUCCAAAGAGUAAUAUCUGAUAGCCAUCAAAAUCAGAAAGGGGAGAGAUGUUGUACAAGUCUGUUUUUGGAUAAAAAUGUAUACAUAUGAUCUAUGUAAUGGAAAUGAUUGUUGUGAGAAGAGGAUCAAGGCUCUAAAACAUUUCUCUGUUAGUACACUCCAUUGUAUAAGCUGUCAUCCAGAGUUCUUUAUGUUAUCCAAUGAAACAAUUUUUUUGAUUUUGACUCAGCUUUCUGCAAAGAAAGGUAUUCAACAA
Molecule: messenger RNA, 2629 nt
Organism: Corylus avellana
Lineage: Eukaryota; Viridiplantae; Streptophyta; Magnoliopsida; Fagales; Betulaceae
Source: RefSeq, a predicted model, not a curated record